Molecule: messenger RNA, 1392 nt
Organism: Ramularia collo-cygni
Lineage: Eukaryota; Fungi; Ascomycota; Dothideomycetes; Mycosphaerellales; Mycosphaerellaceae
Product: probable non-specific lipid-transfer protein
Exons: 4
Coding region: 1-1392 (463 amino acids)
Molecular function (GO): acyltransferase activity, transferring groups other than amino-acyl groups
Source: RefSeq, a predicted model, not a curated record
AUGGCCAACAUGAACAUGGCAUCGAAGAAGAAGGCGCCGGUCUACGUUCUCGGUGUGGGCAUGACCAAGUUCAUCAAGCCGAGAGGCAAGGUGGACUAUACUGAGCUUGGUUUCGAAGCCGGUGUUAAGGCCAUGAUUGACGCCCAGGUCAACUACGAUGAAAUGGACGCAGGUGUUGCGUGCUACUGUUACGGCGACUCUACCUGUGGCCAGCGAGUAUUCUACCAAUUCGGCAUGACCCAAAUCCCCAUCUAUAACGUCAACAACAACUGCUCAACUGGAUCGACUGGAAUCCAUAUUGGACGAACAAUGAUCGCAGGUGGCAUGGCAGACGCAAUUCUCGUUGUUGGAUUUGAAAAGAUGAACCCAGGAUCGCUCCAGUCAUAUUUCAAUGACCGUGCCAAUCCAACCGGAACCACCAACGACAUGGUGAAGGCUACCAGAGGCUUCACCAACGCCCCGGGAGCCGCGCAGCUCUUCGGAAACGCUGGACGGGAGUACAAGGAGAAGUACGGUGCGAAGAAUGAGGAUUUCGCAGAGAUCGGACGCAUCAACCACGAGCAUUCCAAGCGCAACCCUUACUCGCAAUUCACCGACGAAUACACGCUCGAGCAAAUCAUGGGAUCCACCAUGAUCCACGAGCCACUCACGAAGCUUCAGUGCUGCCCAACCAGCGAUGGUGGUGCCGCUGCCGUGCUUGUCUCACAGGCUUUCCUCGAUGCCCGUCCACACUUGAAGGACCAGGCCAUUCUGAUUGCUGGCCAGACCCUUGCAACCGACGCUCCCUCGCUCUUCUCCCGCUCCGCUAUCGACCUUAUGGGAAUCGACAUGACCAGAUUCGCGGCCAAGACCGCCAUGGAGGAGGCCGGCGUUACACCAGAGGAUGUCAAGGUGUGCGAGCUCCACGACUGCUUCAGUGCCAAUGAGAUGAUUGUCAUCGAUGCUCUUGGACUCAGCGCGCCUGGAAAGGCACACGAGAUGGUUCGCAAGGGCGACAUCACUUACGGUGGCAAGAUGGUCAUCAACCCUUCAGGAGGUCUUAUUUCCAAGGGUCACCCGCUUGGUGCCACCGGUCUCGCACAGUGUUGUGAGCUGAUCUGGCAUCUGCGAGGCUGGGCCAACAACCGUCUUGUGCCAAACACUACCGUCGCGUUGGCACACAAUCUUGGACUGGGAGGCGCUGUUGUCGUCRCCGUCUACAAGCGUGCAGAUGGAAAGGCACCCAAGUCGGUCAGCAACGAAGAGGUUGCGAAGAAGAGCGCUUUUGGCUACAACCCUGCUGUUGAGGCCAAGGGAUUCACAAAGGCCCAGGCCGACGCUGUCCGCAGCAAGAAGAUGCGCAGCGAAUGGGCACYCCAGGACAUCCAGAAGAAGGUGGAGAGCAGAUUUUAG